UGAGGUUCGCGAUGUCUUCGCUGCUACAACGUCAUAUCCUUCUUAUCAUUUUCCUGUCAGUCUCCGCAAAUGCUGGCGAUGUCCACUUAAGUUGCGAUGAGUUCGAGCAGCAUUUGUAUAUGGAUGUGAGUGAGGCCUUUUGCACGGUGACAGGUUUCACAGUUACACACAGUCAAAACGUCUUGGUCAAGAACAUACCUCAUGGUAAUAUGGUAAAAUUCAUGAAAUUCUAUGACUCCACGCUGCUGUAUGUCCCCUUUCACUUAUUCGAAACACUGGGUCAUUUAAAAACACUAGACGUGUCCUAUACAAGUAUUUUGGAGCUAACACGCAACACAUUCAGUGCGGCCAGUAAUCUGACAUAUCUAAACUUGAGCUACAACAAUCUUACAUCAGUUCAGACAUCGGUCUUCAUAGGAGCGAAUGCGCUAAUGCGUUUGGAUUUGUCCUACAACAAGAUAUCUGUCUUGAGUGAAAAUGCAUUUUGCGGAUUGCAGAUAUUAAAUAAGCUGCAACUAACUGGCAAUCGCCUGACUGAGCUACACAAGGACACUUUUAAGGACAAUGACUAUUUGGAAUCGGUAUCGCUGGAAAGCAAUAUGCUGACCUAUGUUCAACCUGAAGUAUUUAACCGUAUGCGCCGCAUUAAAGAGGUGAAUUUGUCGAAUAAUCGGUUAAUACGCAUUCAUCCGGAUUCAUUUGCUGAAGCAGCCAGCCUAGAGAGUCUAAUGUUAGCCACUAAUAAACUAACGGAUUUUACUUUGACCGAUAAAAGUAUUGUCCAUCAACUACAUUUGGACUAUAAUCAGCUAUCCAAUCUGACCAUUAAUGCCACUCGCUUUGUAAGAGCUAAUUAUAAUAAUAUAAGUGCUCUAUAUAUACAUCAAUCGCUACAAUUGGAGACCCUUGAACUUCGCGGCAAUCAUCUAUCAAGCUUAGCCAAUGUAACCAAUCUCACAGCUCUACUACAUUUGGAUAUCUCUUAUAAUCCGAUAGGGCCAUUGAACGUCACAACUUUUGAUCACUUAAAAAGGUUACGGAAUCUUUACUUGAGAGCAAAUACCAUUCGAGAAUUGAAAUUCGGCAUGUUCUCGAAGCAGAAAUCUCUGGAAAUUCUGGAUCUCUCAUUUAAUAACCUCACCACUCUCAAUUUGGAUUUGUUUGUGCCUUACCUAAGCAACAUAAAGCAGUUCUUCGUGGAUGGCAAUAUUCUCAGCGAGCUUCAGGGCCACAGACGUUUUUCACAGGCCUUCCCCUUAUUACAAAAACUGGGCAUCUCCAAGAAUCGCUUUAAUUGCUCUGUGCUUCACAAUCUAUUGAUACCGCCAUUCCUCUCGGAAACUGUGAACUUGCAUAUUGAACCUGACGAAUCUGUUGAGGAAACGCCGCAUAUUAGGGAUGUUUCUUGCGUUAGUCAGGCCACACUGGACUCCAAUUCUUCUACCAAGUCAGAGCCUAUUAUGGCUUUACAACAUCAAUUAGAUAUACUACGAGCCUAUUCAGAAAAUUUGAAGCUUCAUUUGCAUUUCAUGAAUAUCUUCUUUUAUGUUUUCGGUGGACUUUUGCUUACAGGAACAACUGCUUUAUUAACAUUAAGAUAUAUCAAAAUUCGCCGAUCAGGUCGGUAUAAUAGAAGCAGCAUAGUAUUUCAAUCAAAUGCCACCAUGGAUGCCAAUCUAUGAAUCUAAUUAUAACUAUAUAGCGAUAAGAAUCAGGGAAUGCAACGUCAAAUAAAUAUAUGUACAUAUAUAUCAU
This is a messenger RNA of Drosophila willistoni, 1755 nucleotides long. RefSeq names its product protein slit. The transcript has a single exon. Gene Ontology annotation, molecular function: protein binding. Gene Ontology annotation, cellular component: extracellular matrix. The record is from RefSeq and is a predicted model, not a curated record. Bases 12 to 1682 code for a protein of 556 amino acids. Lineage: Eukaryota; Metazoa; Arthropoda; Insecta; Diptera; Drosophilidae.